Messenger RNA from Pyrus x bretschneideri (Chinese white pear), 924 nucleotides. Its product is annotated as protein diaphanous homolog 1-like. Bases 1 to 924 code for a protein of 307 amino acids. Lineage: Eukaryota; Viridiplantae; Streptophyta; Magnoliopsida; Rosales; Rosaceae. Gene Ontology annotation, cellular component: cytoplasm; actin filament. Gene Ontology annotation, biological process: actin filament polymerization. The record is from RefSeq and is a predicted model, not a curated record. The transcript is spliced from 7 exons. Gene Ontology annotation, molecular function: actin binding; microtubule binding.
AUGGAAAUGCAUGGAAAAACCCUUUUCUUUUCUGACCUUGUUAAUUCCUGGACCAAAAAUGAGAUUUAUGUGUAUUUGCGUCCAUUGGUUGAUGAGCUUAAGGAAUUGUGGGAAAAUGAUGUUCAAACCCAUCAUAAGAUGAAUGGGAGUACAUUUAAUUUGUGUGUAGCUGUUAUGUGGACCAUUAACGACUUCCUUGCUUAUGGAAAUUUAUCAGGUCGGAGCACUCAUGAAUUCACCCGAUCAGAAAGAAACGAUGAUGGUAGUGAUCCUAAUGCACUUUUUUUAGUGUUAGCUCAAAAAGCACGUCCAUUUAGUGCUCAUGUAUUGGUUGAACUUUCAAGGGUAGAUAUAGAAGUGGCUUAUUGUGAGCAUAUCGAGAUUUUGGAAAGAGAUAGGCGUGCUGGUGUACAAAAGAGGAUUCAACACAAACACAUUUGGGAUGUUCAUGAGAAAGAUGACAAUGACACUGACGAAGAUGAUGAUCAGUAUGUUGAUGAAACUGAAAGUUCUAUAAGACUGGUUCAUAAUGACGAUGAAGUUGAUAUAUCAUUAUGUAGAGAUGAUGUUGAUCCAAAAUCUUUUGAUAUUAAAGACAAGGAGAUGGCAACUUCUAUACAGCGUGAAAAAAAGAUGAAGCGGGUGAGGGAUCCCUUACCUCCUCCUCCAAAUGAUGCACUUGUACCACCACCACCUCCUCCACCACCACCGCCGCCGCCACCACCUUCUUCAUAUCCUAUAAUAGGGGGAAAGAGGGUGAAGCGGGUGAGGGAUCUCUUACCUCCUCCAAAUGAUGCACUUGGACUGCCGCCACCUCCUCCAUCACCACCUUCACCUCCCCUAGCAAACACUAACCUAGAUAGAGCAGUCAAGGAUAAAGCUGCCAAGAUCGGAGCUGCUGAAGAUGAAGUUUCAGAUGAGUGA